GCAAAGUUAUCUCUAUCUCUCCCCAUCCAUACAUAACUCCCUUCAUUCUCUAACAACAAAACCUUCAUCCACACUAACCAAAAUGCCUCGUCAACGCCGCGGAGCUCCUACCCCUGCGCGCAGCGCUCCUACCAGACCUACCGCCGCUCCCGCCAGGCCAGCCGCUGCUCCUUCAGCCCAGCAGAGCCAGCCUCACUCGACCGCUGCUCACCCCCAGUCGGCUCCCCAGCAGGCCUAUCCUCAUCCCCCUCCCCAGGCCGCUCCUGUCCAGCAGAGCGCCGGACCCGGCCUGUUCGGCCAGAUGGCCUCUACCGCCGCUGGUGUCGCAGUCGGUUCUUCGAUCGGCCACGCCAUCGGCGGCCUCUUCAGCGGUGGCUCCAGCGCCCCUGCCGAAACCCAACAGGCGGCUCCUGCACAGGCGCAGCCCAUGGACACCGGAUUGUGGCAGAGCAACACCACCAACAGCUCUUACGGCAACCCGGCCUGCGAGACAGACAUUCGCAACUUCCGUCAGUGUAUGGAUGAGAACCAGGGUAACAUGGGCAUUUGCGGGUGGUACCUAGACCAGCUUAAAGCUUGCCAGGCUGCUGCUAAGCCGUACUAAAUUUAAUGUUUUAUGUUUCGCGCCGGGGGUAUACUUGGUGCAGGGUUCUGGGUUUGAAGCCGGUUGAGUGUGGAUUUGAUCGGGACGGUGCUAUGUUUGGAUUGGACUGUGUUUGCAUAGCGGCGUAAUAUUCCUCUACUGUAUACUAAUUCAGUCGGGGUUGAACUGAUGAACUUUUUUAUUUUGUUUUGCUAUAUUUCUUAUUCACGGGAUUUGCUCCUGAGAUAGAGACAGAUGAAUACCUAAAGACAACAACUAUUCCACUCUUCAUGAUACUGGUUGAUGAGCAGGUAUACACUGGGUAGUGAAAAGAGCAAGGCUAGGGUCCAGCUUCUAGAUCAGGCUCCUCAAGGAUUU
Molecule: messenger RNA, 961 nt
Organism: Aspergillus alliaceus
Lineage: Eukaryota; Fungi; Ascomycota; Eurotiomycetes; Eurotiales; Aspergillaceae
Exons: 3
Coding region: 83-604 (173 amino acids)
Biological process (GO): mitochondrion organization
Cellular component (GO): mitochondrion; nucleus
Source: RefSeq, a predicted model, not a curated record